UGGAGCUGGAGGCGGGGCGCACGGUGCUACGGCUGAGUGGAAAGAAAGUGGAAAGUGAGAAAAUACCUGAAUGGACAAUCCGGAAUAAGUAAGUAGUAUUUUCAUGUACAAAUUGUGUCCGAAUGGUGCGGGUUGUGAAAUGUUUGCAUGUGUGCUGCUAAAGGGAGACGGAGGAGGAUUCGGGGCGCCGGAGAGCUCCGGUUUCCACAAACAAUAGUCGCCAGGACGCGAUGGUCGCCUUUUUUUGAAACCGCAGGGAAGUUUAGGACCCUCAUCGGCCCCUAUUGUUGUUCCCACUGAGGCCACGUAGCCCAGUGGGUCGAUUUUAAACGUGGGGAGGAAGGGUAUAGUCUUGGAAAUGUUUGUAGGGGGUGUAAAUGAUCCGGUGAGUGAUGCGCAUGGAGGGAAUAACGCGUCCAGUGUGAAUGUAGGCCGGAGCUUUUUCGGAUUUUCUCCUUCCUGGAGAACCGGUGGGAAUUUGAGUGCGUCCAUUCAUUUACUGUGAGGGGAAAGGAAAGGAGGAAGAAAGGGACCGAGCCGUGGGAUCAUUUGGCAUCAGGACGCGAGCGGUGGGGCCUGGGAGUCUCCCAUUGUCCUGCCGAACUACAACACCCUCCUUUUGAGAUUUUAUAGGUCGCACAACUCUUUUCAAUCAACCCCGAAUGCUCACAGUAAGUUAGCCCUUUGGUAGCCCUUUGUAUUAUGUUGCUGAAUUAUUGAUUGUUGUCGCUCCUGAUCUAUUACCUCAUUCAACCGGCUAACGGUGAAAUACGUCCAAACGGCCCAACCGUUAAAAUGUUAAAUACAGAGAAAACAGUGUGGAGAUGCUGCUGUAGCAACAGGCCACGAUUUAUCCAACUAUAAAGAGAGUUUUAUAUCCCUACUGGGGUUAAAAGUCCUUUAUUUUACUCUAGGGAUGAGACUUGUGAGAGAAAACCCUCAGUAUCCAUCUGUAAAUAGUCCCCAAAGUGAUAAAAGUGAUAAAAUGUUAGCUGCCUUAGUAGGACUGUUCGGUGACAUAAAAGCAAAACACUGUAAAGAACAAAAGGUUAGUAUUAUAAGAAUUUAUACCCUUCACAGUUAAGUUUUUGCUGAAAGGUGUGUAGAAACCCCAACAAGACCAUCACAGUGACCGUUAAAGUUAGCAUAUAUCUGUAUUAAGCUAACUGUCCAUUUAUGACCAUAACGACCAACCUUCAUUUCUUUAACCAAACAUUCAUAUAAAACAUUGUUAAAGAACAAUUUAAGAUCUAAAACUAAGUGGAAACUAUUCCUACUGGGGUUAAAAGUCCUUUAUUUUACUCUAGGGAUGAGAAAACCAUCAGUUUCCAGCUGUAAAUAGUCCCCAAAGUGAUAAAAGUGAUAAAAUGUUAGCUGCCUUAGUAGGUGACCUCAAAGCAAUACACUGUAAAGAACAAAAGGUUAGUAUUAUGGGAAUUUACACCUUACGAAAAUGAUACCAAAAAGGGUCUGAAUAUUUCACAGUUAAGUUUUUACUUAAAGGUGUGUAGAAACCCCAACAAGAAUAACACAGUGACCGUUAAAGUUAGCAUAUAUCUGUAUUAAGCUAACUGUCCAUUUGGGACCAUAACUGCCAACCUUCAUUUCUUUAACCAAACAUUAAUUGUUAAAGAACAAUUUAACAUCUGAAACCAAGUGUUAAAAAUGCUUGUUAUAUCCUAUAAUCACUCCUAACUCCUGUUAAAUUGAACUUUCACUGAUAUUUUAAGAGAAAAACUAGCAACCCCAAAUUUUGAGAUGCAGCACAAGCUGUGACGUGACAGUUUGUCGUUAUAAAUCUCUAAAUAAGUAUAUCAGCUUAAUCUUUUGGGCUGUACCACAAACCACAGAGGCAUUAGGUUCCCAAUGUAAUUAUCUCAAAAGUCACAACAAGUUUGUUGAGCAUGUUGUUAUUAGAAGCACAGGCUCCAAAGACAGUGACUGAAAGUGGCAUGGUAGUGAGAGAUAGUUGUCAUUACAGUAAAUGAGAAAUUAAUACAAUUAAGUGUAAAUGAGUCGAGGACAAAUGAUGUCUUGAGGCUGAAGCAUGGGUGUUUUGUCCCAAUCAAGAACAUUAGUUCAGCAAACACUGUAAUAAACACUCACAGAUAGUAGACAAGGUUUAGACCCUGAUUUUUGCUCCCAUGUCUGUUUUUACAGCAUAGCUGCAAACCAGGUUAAACUUUUAAAGCAUUAAUUAAUGUGUUAUAGAUGAAUGAAAUGCAUUUGUGUUAGAAAGUGCAAACAAAACUGUGAAAGAGUUCUAAAAGCCAAAUGGGAGCACCUUGGAAAAGCUAGCACUUUCUGAAAACUGUAAACUACUCGGUUUAUAACGAUAAUACCAGACAGAUCAAUAUAUUGGAGACUUUAGUGAAAUAAGUUGAUUUAUUACAAAGUUGUUAAAUCUGUGAUGCAAACCUUGUUGAUUGAGCACUAAAAUACAGAUAUGCCCAGUCUGUACAAUAUGGUGAUGAUAGUGUCUGCACUGUUUUUGGAAGAUGAAGUGCAUGAACCUACAGCAGGUCCGAGGUGCCACGUUUUGGUGAUUUCUGGGCAUUGUUUAUCAUGUACGGUUACAUGAUUGAUCAAUAAUUGGAACUGAUAUGCGUUGAUACUAAAAAAUAUAGUCGAGACAAAAGAAGACACACUAGCAGCAGAGCCAAGGCAGCACACUUUCUGAUCAAUUGAUUUUAUGAGCUGUCUGUAAAAUAAAAGAAAGAUAUUGACCUUUUGAAGAAAAUAGGUCUGUGUAAAAAAAAAAAAUCUGCAGUGUGCCAUUGCAUUAAUAGCUACAGCUCUAAAAAGUGCAAAAACACAUAUAUUCAAAAGCUGACCUGAGGUAUAGCUCCCAGUUUCCUUUAGCUGCUGCUCUACAUGGCUCACAGAGUACUGGUUUUGCAACAUGCCACUCCUCAAUUGAAAAGGUCCCUCUUUUCUACACAAGUUAGUUCCAAUUCAUGUUAGUCUUAUCUGACUAACAUGAAAUGGUUAAAGAUGGUGUAAAACGCUUUUCCUUGACAUAGUUGUCUUUUUCAGACUUCAUUGUUGACCGCUCAUGCUCCUAAUGCAUUUACAGUGAAGUUGUGAUAACCUUGCAACCUCCAUAGAAAACAAGCUUACAGUUGUCUUUUGAUAAUCAAGUACAAAUAAAACAUUAUUUCAAACUGAUUAAAAAAGUGCAAAUCACAAAGAGCUGAAACUGACCCUAUCCUGACACCAUGGUGGGGACAGCUGGGAAAUAUUUGGGUGUGUUUGGGGUGAGGCAGCUCUCUAAUUUGUUUUUCUUACUGUAGUUUUCUAACAGUUUUAAACGCCCCCGCGCCGCCUAAUAGACCCCAGUCCCGAAUCUGAACCACAUCUCUCUCCCUCUCAGUUUCCGGUCUCUUUAAUUCUUUGUUUGGAUACGAAGACCGAGUGUGUGCAGGGGUCUCUCUGAAUCACAGUACUGAGCGGAGGACAGGCCUGUUGAUUCAACCAUAUCCUGUUGGAUUUGUACUCACACACACAGACACAGCCUCACACAGACACACACCUGCUCUGGUUUGCUGGCCAUGUGUGUAGAGGGCUGACAGUAGCAGUUGUCUUGUUUUUUCGUUGCUUUUACUGAUGUCGUCGCAGGCAGCAGUGGGUGGUGGUCCGCUCUGUGUGUUUAUGUGUGUGUGUGUGUGGCCCUGUUACAGUGAUGAGCCUCUUCCCCUGCUGGACCCAUGGUGUGUGUGUGUUGCACGCUUAUUUUCACAGUUGGUAUAUCAGGCCUCAAAUGGCUGCUGAAUGGAGCGGGUCAUUGCAGAGAUGGUACAGAUUGCUUUUUUUCGCCCUGACAGCUGUCGUCCCAGUGCCAGCAGCUUGAAAUGUUUGAUGACAGCUUGAUUUCUUUCUGCUUGUGGGAAAACAGGGGCUGUGAAAUCUAUGUCUGCGUGUCUGAAACUUAAUGGGACUUUAAAUGCACUUUUGUUGCAGGAAUCAGGAUUCCUGAUUAAAUCUGGUGCUUAAGUAACCCUAAAAGAAGAGUUUGAGCAAAGACUGUAGGGCAUGAACUUACUGACUUCUCUGGAUGUAACACCUACAUCCUCUCUUAAGGGCAAGUUUGGCCUCUGUAAAUGGCACGUUUAUUACAUCAUUGCAUAUGAGUGUUUAACAUAACUGCCAGGUUCAGAGGACGAUAAGGGCUUAUAGAGAAAAAUAAGUAUGAUUUUUAUAUCGUAGAAUUCUGAUCUCCAAAAAAGUUAUGAAUGUGACUGUUUGUGUUUGAUCUCAAUAUUCUGAGGGAAGCAAAGAGAAAAUGAUGUUAAUUUUCCCCUGUGAAUAUCAAGAUUGAAGGUGGAAAUCAGAUUUUUCGUCAGGAUUUUAGGUACAUUUCUGUGAUUCGAAGCAUAAUUCAGAGGAUUUUCUUUCAGGAUCCUGACUUUGAUUUCAUUAUUCGGAGGAAAAAGUUAAUCUCUAGUGAUUAAAAGAACACAUAAUUACGAGAUUAGAGUUAGAAUAUGGAAGUAAAUCUGUGCCAUCUGAUUUUGAAUUUGAAUUUCUAAAGCUGAAUUAAUUUUUUCGCAUCAAAAUCAGACUUUGAAUUUCGAAACUAUUGAAUUUUAAGCAUGCAUUUUUAUUUCAUUUUUUUUCACAAUGAUGAAAUCCAUUCAGUGUAAAAGAAAUCAGUCUCUCAAAAGAUUUGUUUAGUAAAAAUUCAACUUAAAAAGAAAAACUGUAAAAAAAAAAUUCACUAUAAAAAAAAUUCAAUGUCAAAAAAUUUUGUGUAAAACAGACCAACUCAACAUCCGGGUAACCAGGGAGAGCAAUCGAUUCCUGGCUCAAUCACCAUUUUUAACAAUUGAAAUAAACCAGCAGGUGAUGUCUAAACACUCCCUGUGAAUCAGCAGUAACCUACUCCAGGUUAGUCAUAUUAGCUUCCAAGCAUUACAUGACAUGAGAAAGAUAAAAAUCAUUAUGAUUCUAAGAAAUGUCAGCUCCUGAAGCCAGAGUGUAGCUGAACUGAUACAUAAAUGCAUCUCUGCAAAAAUCAGUCAAUAUUGGAUUUUUCUAUUAUCCAGUACUUUCAUAUCAUUUUGGCCAAUACAUAUAGAGAUACACUGAUGAUGAUCCAUUUGAUAACCAGUUAAAAAUCCCUUACAGUGACUUUAAUGUGAAGGGUUUAUAAAUAGACAGAGUAACUGAUCAGGACAACCAAUCAGGAUGGUUAAUGACGACAUCAGUCCUCACACGGCUGAUGUCACAAUCAUGGCACCUGACCAUGAAAUAGUAAACACUGUUGAUUUUAAUUUGUCUAAAAACAAAUGUCAGUUUUCCAGAAGGACUCGUAUGAUUAUAAUGUUGCGGCCUCAGCAGAUUAUCUUACACAGAAAACAGUUAUCUCUCCUGUGGUGUAAUGAUAGAUAUUUAAUGGCUUUACUCUCCCUUUGGCCUGAGCCAUAAACCAGCCAACUGUGGAAUUAGUGGGCACGAAGCCCGACAUUAUAACAGUUAAAUCUCAGACCACACACCUGCACAGAUUACUGAAGCAGCCUGUAGCGGGCUUUUAAGUCCAGCCAGAGAAAAAGAGUGAAUUUCUUUCAUUCAGAUUCAGAAACAGACUUCCUCUGAGGCAGGGUGGGAAGAAAUGGAAGAAAAAAAAACACAGAAGUAUGCUGAAGUGUUGGACAAUGGCUGUCUGUGAACAAUAACUGAAAAGGAUGAAAAGAAAUGAAGAUGCGAAAGGAGAUCUAAAGACGUAAACAGCAGUUUUUCCUCUUUUCUGAAACAGACUGAAACUCUCACUCGUGUUAAAGGAUCUUUUAAUCGUCUGUGUGUUAAUUUGACUUAAACACUCCUGACUGAAGCCGAUGAGAAGGGUCCUGUUGACGCUCAUUAAGUAGGCCAUAGGACACCGGGAUGAAUAGGAAACCUUAUCCAUCUCUACACUGGACCACACCUCUGUGGAUCGAGUGUUUUUGUCUUAUUCUUUCUAACAACUGGACUGAAAGAGAGACGGACAGGUUGGGAGGCAGGCUGGGCUCAAACUGCACUUCUGUUUGUUGCCGUGUAAAUGUAAAACCAACAGAUCAUCAGUCAGUCUUUAUUUACAGAGGACCAAUUCAUCACAACUGUUAGAUGGAGACGCUUUACAAAAAGAGCAGAUGUAGACUUUACUCUGUUUUAUUAUUUACAAAGACUCAAAAACCAGAAAACACUGGACUCAUUCUGAUCUGACAUUAAUCCACCAUGAGUGAGACGCUUUCCAGCAUCUGCAGACUCAUGUUAGACAUCCGCUGCUACUGUGUCAGAAUCAAUCAGUCAAUCUUGUGUUUGUGUCAUCCCAAGACUCUGAACAAAGAAUCCAGUGUAGAUCAUCCUCUAUUUACAAAGACCCGAUGUAAGGAUUAGAUCCACUCCCAUCCUAUCUUCAUCCACAUGAGUGAAACAUCGAGCAGAACUAGACUGAUGUUAACCGUCAUCUGCUGAGACUGAGCUGAGUUUAGAGAGGAGAGAGAGAGAGAGAUGGACAGGGACAGACAACAACAGUUUGUACAGAGUGAAGGUCCUUACACACCGGGAAUGACGCAAAUAUACGAAAUAUUCGGAGGCGAAUUUUGCCGUGUCAGACUAUACACAUCAAGUACGAUGCGAUUUUGCAACUUUCAGGGGGGAAAAAGACGCGUCCCGGGUGGAAGCGAGAAGACUGACACAACAGACACUAGUGUAGAGAUGACUGUCUGUCAUGAUAGCAUGUACUGAUUGAACAUUGCUGAUGUGAACGUUUGUAUUGACAGGAUACGGGUUGGGAAAAAAAUUUUGAUGUCCAAAAUAAUUGCUCGAAAAAAACGCUCGUGGUGUGUAAGGACCUUUAUGGUUAGCACUGGGUGAUAAACUGAAAAUUUACCGAUACUGAAAUACGGAAAUUUAUGACAAUAACCAGCGUCAUUUUGCCCAUAUGGGUAUAUUUGGUGUAAAAAAAAUGGAUAAAUAAAAGUUGGUUUUGGAUGUGUGUAGGUAGGCUAUGGUCUCAUGUCUCUUUAAGACGCUGUCCUACGUCAGAGACGUGACUCCGCCCCAUCCAGUCCGUAACAAAAGACAGGUGAGGAGAUGGAGGACUGUUCAAAAGUUGUAGCGGCUGAAGUAGACGAAGUUAAUGUGGGAGGGGAGGAGCAGCUCUUGGAGUAGUUAUCGUCCGUUUAUCGUUAUCUGAGUGAACUGCUCAAUAUAUCGUGAUAUUGAUUUGAGGCCAUAUCACCCAACCCUACCUCUGACCAGCCUGGCUUCAUAAGAGAGUCAGAAAAGCUCCAGCCUCAAAGCUCGCAGCUUCACUUGUUUUAUCAGAUUUUUUUAUUCAUUUACAAAGUGAAGCAUUUUGAGUCCACUUGACUUUCUUCUCUUCGUGGGUCUUUAAUUUCCUCGGUAAAGAAACAUUCUGGUGUGUAACUCAGUCUGGUUUCAUAUUUCACACCCUACACUUCGUAAACUCCAUGUGCUAUCAAAGUGUAUCAUGUUAAUAAGUGUUUUUGAUUCCAGCACUGAGUUAAUUAGCUGUUAGACUCAACUGCAUAUGCACCUCGACGUCACAUCAGUGGCACUGACCUUCUCUUUUAACGCAACAAGAAAACUACCUGUAAUAAGAGCACCGUGAGUUUAACACCCACGUCUGUCAGGCUCCUCAUCAUCAAUGAGUAACAAAGGCCUCCUGUCGGACAUAUGUCGUCUUCAACCCACAAACAGAAGAAAUAGUGAUCGUCCUGUGAUGACAUAAGAGGAGAUAAACGCUAAAAAUAUGAUUCAGAUUUGAGGCUUGGAUGACAAAGCAGUUCUGUCGCUCCAAUAAAGCUUUUGUUUCAUGGAGACUCUCCCUAACCGCUCUCCAUAUGCUUGUUGUCCCACAUGUGUCUCAUUAUGUGAAUUAUAGGUCAAACAUAGGUGCUGUGACAUCAUGUGGGCACAGUAUCAUUAAGAGUCUGAGGUCAGCUCUUUGGAACGAAGGAGGCAAACGUCUUUGUGAAGCAUCUUUGAAAAGAAAACCACAUUUCUGCUGUGACACUGACCUCCUCACAGCGGCUAGUCUUUAAAAAUCUCAUAUUGUUGUUUCUCCGUCUGGACUUCCACAGUGAUAUGUGGUGUACUCCUCUUCCUGUUCUUCUUCUCCAAUCUGCUCUUUCAUGCUGUGCUCUGACUAUCUGUUCCCCAGACCCGUCAGACCAGCAGAGACGGACAGAUCCUGAACCCUGACUCUCCUUUAUCUGCUUAUUCAGUUUUGAUGUCAUGCUGCAAUAUCUAAAACACAUGUUUGCUCAUGUCGUGCGACAUUUAAAGGGCAGAUUUGCCUGUUUUUGUAGAGAUAACAUGUGGUGGGCAUGACAGACGAGUUUUCUGCAUUUUAUAUGGUAUAAAAGCGCAGCAGGACUCUGUACUUAAGACGCGGAUUUCUCUGCCAAAACUGCAGAUAAAAGCUCAAGAUGAUGUUCAAGAAAAAGCCUGUUUUGUGUUUGAGUUUUGCGGUUUGGAAAAGGCAUGCUGUUGAGGUUUUGCAGAUCCCUGCAGGGAGCUAAAAGCUUCUGUAGUCUGUUAAAACUUAGUGGUUUUAUUGGUUCUUCCUCCUGAAACGAAAUGUCAACGAAAGGCGGUAAAACAAAGAAGUGCACAAAGAAUCUGACGAGGACAGACUCUGAGAAAUCCCACAGACAGAUCUGUUGUUGGACAGUAUUUGGCUUGAAGGGAAGUAGAUUUUUGAGCACAAUGGUGGUGCUGGAGCAGAAACACCACAUUAAGUAAAACCAGGACCCUGUGAGACAGUGAUGGCAGCAAACGUCCGUCUACAUGUCCCACAAAGGUCCAAUCAAAGCCGGCGAGCCUCACCCAGCCUUUAUCAAUUAACCACCAUAUGACAGACCCACAUCCGUCAUGCCAACACUUUUAGUUCUGGGAUUUUUUCUUCCUGCAGCGUGGAGAACAGGGUGGCAGAGGGCGGCGUGAGGUCAGGUUUCCACGGCAACUGUCAACCUUCAGCCCCCCUCCCCUCCGGCUGAACACCCUCUUUCAUCGCCAUGGCAGCGGAGAGGCCCUGUUUCCCGGGGGACGAGGGGAGUGAGGGAGGGAAUGUGAGACGGCGAGAGGGAGGGAGAGGGCAAACAAGUUUUGUGAAAACACAGUAAUCCAAUAUGGCCGCCAUUGUGUCAGAGCUAACGGCGGCCAAAGCCUGCUCGUCUGUGAGAGGAGAUACAGUCGUGUGAUGAUUAACCCCGGCUGAGGCCUGGAAGACGUGAUGUGAGGACUCAGAGAUGUAAGCGAGAAGGCUCAGCUCCGAGGGUUAAUGUGUGUUAGAUCAUCCGCGUGGAGGAUCAGAGCGGAUCCUCAGGUUAAUAAAUACAUCACAGACUCUUAAUUCAGCCUCACUUCCUCAGUGUUCCUGUCCACUCUCGCAUUAACUGAAGUUUGGGGCAGAGGUGAACAGCUGAGUCAUUUUACCCCAACCAGGAAGAGACGAUCAAAACAAGCUGAAAUGUGACAGCAUAAUCGUUUUCCUUCUGGAAGAGCCGGAUCAGACCAGUUUCUUCAGACUGAGGCGCUAAGAGACGAUUAUUCUGAUGAAAGUGGAGAAAAAGUCAAAGUGAAAACUACACCAAAAGGGAAACUCAUCAAAAGUUCCUUUUGGGAGUCAACAUUGUCAUGGCAACACUUAUACGGACAUGUUGUCAUAGUUGCAGAAUAAGGUAGAUAGAAGGGUAGAUAGAAGCCAAUAAGAUAACAAGAUCAAUUAUCUCAGGAGUAAGGUUGACCUGCUCAUCUUUGCGUAUGGUGCGGAAAAAAGCAAAAUCGGAUGCCUGAAGAAAGAUGGCUGCAUCUGUGAAAGUUACUUGAGCACUUGCCUUGUAUUCAGACAAGGUGAUUUUGCUUUUUUCCGACUUGGUAACUGAGACGCUGGGAACUUGGGUGUGACAGCAUUUUCAGCUCAGACAUCUGACUACUAGAUAUAAGAUUUAGUACCUCUAUCUCCGCCUAAGUAUUUAUAUGACCCAUCUAGGUGUUAUUUGUCUAUUAAUAAAUAGGGUUGUCCCGAUACAACUUUUAUACUUUCGAUACGAUACCAAUAUUGUAGCCUUUGGUAUUGGCCGAUACAGAUAUUGAACCAGUAUUAGCACAAAAUUGUGCAUGACACACGGUCACUAAUAUUGGAUAAUUUAGAUGCAGGCCGAUAUGAUUGGAUAAUCGUUUUUUUUGCUGAUAUCGGAUUGAUAUCUGAUAUCAAUAUCGGAUUGGGACAUCCCUAUUAUUAAAUUGAAUGAGUGUUCAUAUGCACGUAUUCUAAUGUGUUAUUUAAUAAAGAGGUGGUUUGUAAAAAGAACUGUUUUCAAAGUGGUAACAGUAUUAUUGUGAUGAUUGUCGGAGUAGAGUUGUUGGGUAUUUGUGACUAAAAAUAGUCUUUGCAGAAGUUGCCGUCAGAUUGAGGCGAUUCUCAAAAUAAGAUCUGAUCAGACUAAUUUAAUCUGAUCAGACUGAUUUAAUCUGAUCAGCUGUUGCUUAAAAGCCUCGAUGAGAAGAUGCAGAGAUGCUAUUUUGGUCUAAACGUUUUGUCUUUUCUGUGUGUUUCAGAUCCCAGCCACUUCAGGUCCCCCCUGCUGCGACUCUCCUACCCACCAUCCUCUCCCACCCCUCUUCUCCUCCUCUCUGACGCCUCCUCCCCCCCGCCUCCCCUUCUCCUGCUCCCUCCUCAUCGGCCUCCAAGAUAGAUUCCCUCAGGAGUAAGGUUGACCUGCUCAAGCUGCCCCUCGCUCUCUCCACCAAGUCAAUCUCCGAGCGCAAGAGCCAGCUGGGAGGAGUCUGCGAGCAACGCGGCACGGCGGGAGGAGGAGGAGGAGGCGGGGCUCGUAAAGCCCGCUCACCGCCGAUCCGAGACAUGGACAACGAGUCGCAGUACUCGGGCUAUUCGUACAAAUCCUCCCACUCAAGAAGCUCCCGAAAGCACAGGUAGAUACAACGCAGGUGGUGUAAAAGAUGCUGACACUUCUCUGUUUGUGUUAAACUAUGGCGGCUAACUUCACACAGCGUGUUUGCCUGAGGAUUAACAAGUCUUACACAGUGUUGACUUGUCUGCAGUUAGUUGCUUCCCACUCAACAAGAACCGUGGUCUUCUUCUGUUUAGUUUGAACUAGAGGAUAACAUCUGCUAACAUCAGUUUGAUCAGGUGUUAGCUCAAACUUGAAGUCCAAGUAAUUUGUACCUUAAUAGCAUCAUAAAGAACACGUCUGUGCUGACAGAUUCAGUAGAUAACCCCUCAUAUUGUCGUGUUUUGGUCUUGCAGGGAUCGGAGGGACCGUCAUCGCUCAAAGAGCAGAGACAGCAGCAGUCGUGGAGACAAAUCAGUCACGAUCCAGACUCCAGGAGAGCCUCUACUGGAUGCAGAGUCGACCCGUGGAGAUGACAGGGUCAGUCACACAUAUAUUUGCUCAGGGUUGUGUUUAAAUUUUUGUGUUAAAACCUGCAGAAAUAUGUGACUCUGUGCCUCUGUCUCUUUGUCUGACAGGAUGAUAACUGGGGUGAGACCACCACGGUCGUCACCGGGACCUCUGAACACAGUAUCUCUAACGAGGACCUAACCCGCGUCACCAAAGACUUGGAGGAGUCCACUCCGCUGGAGUGCAAACGCUUUCUCGGCCCAGCUCUUGGGGGCUGCCUGAGUUUCUUCGCUCUGGUCACCCCCCUGGCCUUCCUCAUCCUCCCUCAGGUCCUGUGGCGUGACGUCUUGGAGCCCUGCGGCACACCCUGCGAAGGCCUCUACGUCUCUCUGGCCUUCAAACUCCUGGUCCUGCUUAUCUCCUCCUGGGCGCUGUUCCUCCGCCCACCCCGGGCCACGCUGCCCCGUUUCUUUGUGUUUCGCUGCCUGCUGAUGGUUCUGGUGUUUCUGUUCGUGGCGUCGUACUGGUUGUUCUACGGCGUGCGGGUGCUGGAGCCCAAAGAGAGGGACUACAGGGGGAUUGUGGAGUAUGCGGCCUCGUUGGUGGACGCCCUCCUCUUCAUACAGUACCUGGCUCUGGUGCUGCUGGAAGUGAGACACCUGCAGCCGGCAUUCUGUCUGAAGGUGGUCCGGAGCACAGACGGGGCCAGCAAGUUCUACAAUGUGGGACACCUCAGGUAAGACCUGAUGGAUGAGAAGUUCCGUUUGUAACAGGCCUUUGUUCACUCAGCAGCAGACAUGGACUUGGUUUGGUCGUGAUGUUCGGCUCUCUGUGUUUCAGUAUCCAGCGGGCAGCCGUCUGGGUGUUGGAUCGGUAUUACAGCGACUUCCCCGUCUACAACCCGGCUCUGCUCAACCUGCCCAAGUCCAUCCUGUCCAAGAAGAUGACGGGCUUCAAGGUUUACUCUCUGGAUGGUAAAUACAGCCUCUCACAGCUAUGAAUCAGGUGUCCUUGAUCGUGUUAACUCCAUCAGUAGCACGUCUACAGCUUAGUUUUCUUUUCUUUUUGUUUUGUCUUGUAGAAAACACGACAAAUAACUCCACAGGACAGUCCCGGGCCAUGAUAGCAGCCGCUGCCCGGAGGAGAGACAACUCCCACAAUGAGUUUUAUUACGAGGAGUGCGAGAUGGACCGCAGGGUCCGCAAACGCAAGGCCAGGUCAGAGAUAUUCCUCCUUCUCUCUCUCUUUAGGAAGUACCUGAUACUCUCUCUCAACAGGGAGUUCAUUGUGUGAGGUGUGACAGCGAGAGCAGCAGACGCACAAAUAAACGUGAACACGACUCAGACAAUGAAAAUGCACAGAGUGAGAAACUCGCAGACAACAAGUCGUCUUUGUGUCGAGCACAAAGAGAAGAUUUAGCUCCACUUGAGUCAUGGAAACCUGUGACCUGAGACUGAACACUCAGCGUAACGUGGUUUUUGUCUCAAACUAAUGCAGACAUCAUCUAUCAGGAAUUUAUUACAAGAUGCUGUCCUCAGGGGUGAACUUUUGACCUUCUGCUCUCCUGCCUCCUCGUCUAUGUGAGAACAGUUUGUGUUUGUUUGUAAGUGGAAACUAGCAGGUAACAAACAACAAACAAAUCUAUCUUAUUUAAGAGCUACACAACCAGAGAAAUCUGUCUUGGGGAUGUUGGCAACUCUUUUACUUGUUCUUAUCCUUUUUUGACAUAUUUUGCUGCUUGAGUUACUCAAACUUCUGUUAAUUGAUGGAGCUGUUAACGACAAUAGUGAUGCAUCUUUAAAGCAAACGAGACCAGGAGCAAGAAUUUCUCAGCUGUAACUUUUAAAGUCUUAAGCUGCUGGGGGGGGGUCUGACCAGAUGAUUGACAGCUUGCAAAUACUCACAGUGAGUGAUGCACUUCAAUGUUGACAGACGACAGGGUGAGGAUUUUGUCUACUUUCACAUCUUCAUGACAGGAGAUGAGGUGCCUCUUUUUGACCACAGGGGGGCGCCAGAUCCUACAGAUCAAGGUUUUUUACAGCAGCUUUAACCAAUUGCAGCAAUGCAAUUAAACAGCCGAGUAUCAUGUUUUUUCAUGUUUUGUGAAGAAGUUAAAAUAUUACAUUAAUUCAAAACAUGGGAAAAGUUUCAAAUUGUGACUGAAGACGAGGGUAAGAGUGUCAGCUGCUUUAAAAAACUUCACUAGUUCAGUUCAGACAAGUGUAUUUAUCCUAAAGGAGGCGUUUUUGUCAGUUUACUCAGACCAUACUGUAUAUAUAUUUAUACUAAAUUUACAAACAACAUUACAGAUACAUGUCAGAGACAGCCAAUAGAUAAACGGUAAAUUGGCAGAGAUGUCUGCUUCAAGCAAUGACACACAGAAGGAGUAGGUAAAUUUUUGUCUUAAACUUUAUGGGCCAGAUUUGGGGUCAGAAAACAUGUGGCCUUGUUUCAUAAUUAAACAGAGAAAGUGAUUUCGGACCCCCUCGAAAACAAGAUGGUGCAUCACAAGUGGCUAUCCUAAAUAAACUGAAUUGAAUUGAAUUAACUUAUUAUGACUUUGUGGCACGACAACAGUGGAGGAGGCUUCUGGAGUGCAGCAGCAGUGGCUAAAAUUCAGUGUCCUAGACAGAGGCUAAAAUGAUGCCAAAUCAUGUAAAGCUGCUACAAGGCCAUCAGUAAUGAGCAUUUUACCUCCUCUCUAAAGGAAAUGUUUGAGAGAGGUUUUGGAUCUGCCUGCAGCACAGAGUUUCUAAGUUGUUUCAGAGAACUAGUUCAUGCACAACACACUGAAAUUUAGCUUGAAAUUCUUCCAACUUCUCAUUUGUCUGUGAGCAAAACAUGCAAAAGUUUAAUCCGGUAAAAAAGAAAUGAAAUUGACUGUUUGUGUGAAUUGUUGAAGCUGAUCGAACAAAACAUCUGACUGUCAAGACAAAUGUUUCUAAAAACCUAAAAAGAAUCUCUGAAAAUGGGUCGAGUUUCUGCUCAGUAAGAACCUCACAGCUGACGGCGUCUAUCUUCUAUCUUCUUUUCAAACUCUCUUUAGGUUGGUCGUGGCGGUGGAGGAGGCCUUCACACACAUCAAACGUCUCCACGAAGAAGAGGUCGCCUCGUCCCCCAAACACCCGAGAGAGGUGAUGGAUCCCCGGGAGGCAGCCCAGGCUAUCUUUGCCUCGAUGGCCCGAGCCAUGCAGAAAUACCUGAGGACCACCAGGCAGCAGGCUUUCCACAGCAUGGAGAGCAUCCUCACACACCUGCAGUUCUGCAUCACACACAACAUGACGCCCAAGGUGAGGAGAUCAGAGGAGCUUAGUUACUCCUCCAUGGAGAUCUUCAGGACCUCUUCAAAAUGAGUCCCAUGUCUUUAACCGCCUCCAUUCUUCCUCUCAGGCGUUCCUGGAGCGGUACCUCACCCCUGGCCCCACCAUGCAAUACCAGCAGCAGAACGGCAGAGGGCGCCAGUGGACCUUAGUGAGCGAGGAGCCGGUGACCUCAUCCCUGCGCCAGGGUCUUGUCUUCUCCCUGAGACGCCUCGAUUUCUCCCUGGUGGUCACGGUGACGCCGCUCCCCUUCCUGCGGCUCGGAGAGGAGUUCAUCGACCCAAAGAGCCACAAGUUCGUCAUGAGGCUGCAGUCAGAGACCUCGGUGUAAAAAAAAAAAAAGAUGGUGUCCCUCGCUCUGGAUGGAUCUCACUCCUGUGGUGGGACAUGCGGAGGCCACACGGUCCUUCAAAACUCAAUAAUGUCUGUCUGAUGACAUAAAACCCUCGACAGGAGAGGGGCGUGCGAAUAACCCUUUACAGACACUCUGAUAUCAGAUCAGCUCGAUGAUUGUCCACACCUGGAUUAAACGGAUGCCUUCACUUUUUCUUUUUGUGUUUUUACAACACGAUGUUAAAAAAAAAAUACACAUUUUCCUGAAGGGGGAUUUUUCUCUUUUUGCUGUAACCACUGGACUACAUUACUGUGCUGAAUCGACACAUGAACACCAGAGGAGGGGAGACUACGACGUGUGUCACUUCCUCUUUCUGGUGUUUUGAAACAGACCUGAUCACUGAUGUACCACUGCCGCUCAGCUCCCUGUCAGUGUGACGUUUUCAGACCACAAGGGCGAUUUUUACCUGAACUGGUGUGACGUUUUUAUUUGUACUUACAGAAUGUAGCAUCAUGUGCUUUGAAUUCACACGUGGCUUUUCUGCAGCCUGAAGGCCAAAACGACUUUUUAUUUCACUGUAGAGAAACACGGAGGAACAUCCCUGUGCUGAUUUUACUUCAAGUGUUUUUAUAUUCAUGACUCUCAGCUUUUGGUUUAACAGUUUCAGCAAGAAGACUGAACAAAGACCUCAUUUACACCUGGUAUUAAAUCACACAUCAAAUCUUGACCUUUAAAUCCUGACAAAAUCCUGACAAUCCUGCUGACGAUAGAGUAAUAAACUGAAAAUACUGAUACACACAAAGUUGUUUAAGAAAGAAAAUAGCUGCGAAAACACGACAUGUAAAUACAUGAAACUGUCUCUCCAGUCUCCAUAUAAGUAUCCAAUCAUAGGGAAGUGCUACCAACCACAGAGGUUAACUACCAGGAUGGCACAAACCGACGUCUAUAAAAAGCUCUGUACACCUGGAACGCAACUUUAGUCCCUCUAAACCAGACCCAGUCUUAUCCACCGGUGUAACUUAUAUUCCAGACUUUACGGUAAUCUUCUUAAAAUCUAAAAAGACUUUGAAAGAAAAUGUUCAAAAUCUAAAUUUAAAGAACCUAAAUAAAUAAAUACAUCUGCUUCAUUGAUUUACAAAUAAUGUUACUUGGGGUGGCCAGUUACUUUUCAAGGGGGGUGCCACCUCCUGGAUCCGCCCCUGCAGAUUGCAAAGUAUCUCUAUUCAUGUAAUUGGAAGAUUUCAAAAACCUCCAAGAGAGGCUUUAAAAGGUCAAAUCAUAUCAGAGAAAAAAGUAGAAGAUAGGAUUAAAAUCAUAGAUCAGCUCUUUAAAAUCUGUACAUUUAUAUUCAAUCCUAAAUGAGUAGACAGUUUAUAAUGAUCAGGGUUAUUCCUACUAUAAUAUCUCCUGUCUGUACCAGGUGUAAAUGGGGUUUUCUUCUGUCUUCUCCAGGAUUUUUAUCAAACUUCUCACAAACUGGCAGCUUUAGUCAAACUAUCAGCUGACUUUUAUUUUCACUCUCACUGUUUUUAUGCUUCUUAAGUAAAGACGUGUGAUUGUACCUCCUCUCUGCAGCUCCUCUGCAGCAGUAGCGUCUCACCGCCUCGCCUUGCGCCCUCAACAGUGACCUUGCUGCCUCUAUCCUAACACGGCCUUACUCCACACCUAAGGAAGACUCCUCCUUUCUAAACUUACUGUACGGCUGAAACUCGCCUGAAGUUGAGACUUGAGCCCCUCACAACCCGACUCACGUAAAAUCUGAUCUGGAAAAUCUCCAAACCACACGGUCUGAUGUUUCAUUUGAGAGAUGUUUUUUUUUUUUAAAUGCAUGCUAGAGGUGAUUCAGGCUCACACACUUUUUGUAAUAACUUGUUUUCUAUCAUUUUGAAGGUGCCUAAGUUAUGACGAUGCAAUUUUUCUGAAUGUUUUUACUUUGGAGAACUAAGUGGCUUGUAAAAAAAAUUGUAGAUUUGUCAUGUAUUUUUUCUGCUUUUGGUAACUGUAGUUUGUAUAGUGUGUUAGGCAUUUUUGCAUUAUUAAACCAGUUAUUCCUUACA
Molecule: messenger RNA, 17083 nt
Organism: Xyrichtys novacula (pearly razorfish)
Lineage: Eukaryota; Metazoa; Chordata; Actinopteri; Labriformes; Labridae
Source: the annotation of a GenBank genome assembly